AGGGAGACAGCUCAGACAGCGCGAGGAGAGAGAGAUGAGUGCAUUUAGUUUGGGUUUGCCAAAAGGCAUGACUAACAUGAGGCAAACCCUGUUGCAUUCCCGAUCAAACUUUAUCUGCAAUUCAUUUUCUUCAUUUAAGUUCAAUUCUCUGCGAUUUUCAUGCUUCAAUCUUCUUGUAUUUCAACCAAAAACUUCAGGGUUUUGCAAUGUGGUACAUGCAAUAAAGGGUGGGGAUGAAGUUAUACUGAAAGCAAUAGGAGACAAGAACAGCAUUGAGGCUGUGAAGAACAUUCUUGAAAUGGCAAGGAGGGCUCUAACUAGGAAAGAAGUUUAUCAUACUGAUUUUCUGACUCCACCCGUACUAAGAGAUGCAAUGUUUGCACUGGAAAAAUUAUCAGAUGUUGAAGCUGUUUCUCAAGGGGGUUAUCCACAGGCUGAACGUUGCCGCCUAUCGAUUGGAUGUCCUGAAGCAAUGUCAAAUGUUCCUGAUAUAGUUGCUGCUUUGAGCAUCACAGGAAACUUUGGAUUUGAACCUUGCUCUCAUGGUGACUUUCUUGGAGCUGUUCUUGGUACAGGGAUUGCCAGGGAGAAAGUUGGUGACAUUCUUCUCCAGGGUGAGAAAGGAGCUCAGGUUAUUGUUGUUCCAGAGCUCGUUGAUUACCUGAGAUCUUCCCUAGUAAAGGUUGGGAACGUUACGGUUUCAUGUAAUCAGAUUCCACUUCUUGCACUGGAGUUCCAGCCACCGAAGACUAAGUCAUUCAAGACUGUUGAGGCUUCCUUGAGAGUGGAUGCCAUAGCCAGUGCAGGCUUUAAAGUCUCCCGUUCAAAGCUUGUUGAUUUGAUCAGUAACGGGGAUGUUCGGGUUAACUGGAACCCUGCCACGAAAAAUGGAGCUACGCUCAAGACUGGUGAUACUGUAUCAAUCAGUGGGAAAGGGAGGUUAAAAAUAGGAGAAAUAACUGAAACAAAGAAAGGAAAAUAUGCAGUUGAGCUUAUCCGAUACUUGUGAGCUUCUGAAUAAACCACAAGCUACGAGGAGGCUAAGAUAAGAUGCAUUGUGUUUCAUAGAUUUUGAGAAAGGGUUUGACCUGUAAUUUUCCCUUCAUAGCAAUUAUUAUACUCUCUCCUAUUUUUCAUUUUAACUUUGUUCUUCAUGGCCAAUUGAAUUUUGGUUGAUCACUCUAGGAAGGCUGGUUAGCUCUCUCACUAUUAAUUAUUAUUUUAUGAAAUGUGGUAUACAUCAAUCAACCUUGC
This is a messenger RNA of Amborella trichopoda, 1254 nucleotides long. Its product is annotated as RNA-binding S4 domain-containing protein. Lineage: Eukaryota; Viridiplantae; Streptophyta; Magnoliopsida; Amborellales; Amborellaceae. The record is from RefSeq and is a predicted model, not a curated record. Gene Ontology annotation, molecular function: RNA binding.